Messenger RNA from Candidozyma duobushaemuli, 1707 nucleotides. RefSeq names its product Sal6p (gene SAL6). Gene Ontology annotation, cellular component: cytoplasm; nucleus. The coding region runs from base 1 to 1707 and encodes 568 amino acids. The record is from RefSeq and is a predicted model, not a curated record. Gene Ontology annotation, molecular function: protein serine/threonine phosphatase activity. NCBI's taxonomy places the organism in Eukaryota, Fungi, Ascomycota, Pichiomycetes, Serinales, Metschnikowiaceae. The transcript has a single exon.
AUGGGAAAUAGCCCGUCCAAAAAUGACCCCCUACCGAAUAGCCCAGCUACACUGAACGGUGCUCCUACCUUCGAAGCUCAAGACUUGGACCAGGAUGACACCGUGCCCCCGCUAUCACGGCCUACCGGAAACGGUAGUGAACUUUUAGACCAAAGUUUGAAGAGUUUUUCUUUUCAAGAUAAGCAGAUUAAAAACGCCCCUUACCCCAACAACAACUCCAACGUCACUCCUUCAGUUGGGCCAAAGAAUAUCCCUCGUGCUUCCAACGGAUCUUUCACGUCGGGCUCCAGAAAGCCCUUGACUCCUCGUGAUGAUAUAAACAUUGAGGUCGACAUUUCCGUGGCGACAGCGCUCAACGGGAACUCUAGUGCACGCUCCCCUAAGGAAUGGUUGGCGCCCUCGUCAUACCAGUCCUUCAACUCGUCGUCCAGCAUGGAAAGCCUGAACGCCUUGUCUGUGUUCACAAACGGCGGUGAGACCAAAGAUGAGAGCCUGAUCUCUCUGGUAUCUUCCAACCUGCCUGUUAAUGUGAAGGGCGGCUUUUUGCAAUCGCCAGAUAACUUAGAUCCUAUCCAGGAGCUGUCUAGUCUGUCCUCGAGCAUUUCUUCAAGCUCGACUGAUACAGCCAAGGCUAGGAAAGCUGUGAAGACGAACGACUCACAAGCCAUCCCUAAGUUCAGCGAACUUGGCCGCAAAUUGGUUUCGAAGACCUCUAUAUCUUCCGCUCCAUCGUCUCCUCCUUUGAUCCCCACCUCAAGAAGAGUUGACUUCGAUUUGGACAGUAUCAUUGAACGUUUGUUGAAUGUCGGUCAUAGAAGAUCUAGCACAGCUUUCAAGUCUAGAUCCUCUCGUGACAAGCUACCUUUGACAGCUGAUGAGAUCAAACACAUCACUGCCAAGUCGAGAUCUAUCUUUUUGGACCAACCCACCAUGUUGAAGUUAUCCCCUCCAGUCAAAAUCGUUGGCGAUAUCCAUGGUCAGUAUCAUGAUCUUAUCAGAAUUUUCAACUCUUGUGGACAUCCUCCUGAUACGAACUAUUUGUUCUUGGGUGACUACGUGGACAGAGGCUACAAAUCUUUGGAAACCAUCUUGCUUUUGUUGUGCUACAAGAUUAAGUAUCCAGAGAACUUUUUCAUGUUGCGAGGCAAUCACGAGUCGGCCAAUAUCACCAAGAUUUAUGGUUUCUACGAUGAAUGUAAGAGAAGAUUGCCCCUCAUUUCAGGAAGCCUGAAGUUGUGGAAAAAUUUUAUAGAUGUGUUCAACAGUUUACCCAUUGCAGCUUCCAUUAAUGACAAGAUUUUCACAAUUCAUGGAGGUUUGUCACCGGAGUUACGUGAUCUCAAACAAAUUGAACAGAUCCAGAGGCCCACCGAUAUCCCCGACAAAGGUUUGUUGGCAGACUUGUUGUGGUCUGAUCCAGACCCGAAGUUGAAGUCUUUCUCGGAGACACAUUGGCCCAAGAAUGAUCGUGGUGUUUCCUAUUGCUUUGGCAAGAAACACGUCGAUCAUUUCUUGAACAAAUUUAACAUGGACUUGAUCGUCAGAGGCCACAUGGUUGUGGAAGACGGCUACGAGUUUUUCAACAGAAGGAAGUUGGUAACAGUCUUUCUGGCGCCCAAUUAUUGUGGAGAGUUCAACAAUUACGGUGCCGUCAUGAGUGUUGACAAAAAAUUGUGUUGCUCUUUUGAAUUGCUCAAACCUCAAUGA